UGGAAGUCUUGCAAUGCUGAAUACUAUCGCUGAUGAGUUUUCUAUGUCAACCGUGCAAGUAUUUCAAAAAUGCAAGAUCGUUUUCGUACAUGGUACAGAUAAGGUACAGAAUUCAUUUUUUCAUUAUUUUUUGCCCUGUCUGUUACUUUAUUUAAUAACUUUAGAACAAAGUAUUUAUUUUUGGAGCUUACGUUUCGAGUCAAAAGGCCCCAUCUUUGAAUUGUGGCUCGAAGAUACGUUGCAUAUCAAGCCUGAUAUCGAUGACAAACUGGACACUCUUCCCUGAUUCCUGAAGCUCCUCUGGGGCAUGAAGGUGUUUGUCUAUUUUUAUUGUCCAUUUGAAUUACACAUGGCUAACCUUUGUUUUUUAUGGUAGUGCCCCUUGACUGAGAACAUCUUAAGUUUUGUAGAUGA
Messenger RNA from Gilbertella persicaria, 414 nucleotides. RefSeq lists its product as uncharacterized. NCBI's taxonomy places the organism in Eukaryota, Fungi, Mucoromycota, Mucoromycetes, Mucorales, Choanephoraceae. The transcript has a single exon. The coding region runs from base 14 to 286 and encodes 90 amino acids. The record is from RefSeq and is a predicted model, not a curated record.